ACUGCUUUUAGAUAUUUUAAUUUACAGUUUAAAAAGCUGUCCCUCCUCUUCCAAAGCAUCACCAUCUUGCAGGAGUGCUGUUGUACACCAUUGUGAUAUCUAUAUGGACACCUUUGAUGAAGAAAAAUGGGAUCAUUUCAAAGGUGUCCACAUUGAUGACCACAGUGUGUUGCCGCAUCAGCAUAUCUGCCUUGGUGGUGAAGAUAAGGGACUGUUUUGUUAAGUAAAACAUGAAUUUAAUGAUUAUUGACAGAAAACAACAAUAAAAUGUAUUUGAACCCAAAGAUGAGGCACAUGCAAGUCGUAUCAGGCGUUUUAGUGGCUAUGCUGUUUCUCACCGUGUACAUGAUCAUGUCCAGCAAGUGCCUAAAUGGACUGCAACAUUUAGCAGCGCAUAUGGGUGCGUCGACGUUUCAACGCUCAUCUAAAGAGACAAAUUCUCAGCAACUCGCGAACCCGAAAGAAAGACAUGAGGAGGCUAAGGGACAGCUUGUUUAUAGCCUCAAGAAUCAGGUCAGAGGUCACCACAACACAGAAAACACAGGCGGUGAAAGUCUGGAACACGAAGUGGCGCGCCGGGAAGUGGAGCGAGUGUCAGAUGAGUUAAAGAUGUACGUACAUGCCAAGCUGAUGCAGAUAAAGAAACUGGCUUCCGACCCUAUCCUUGUGAAAGAGGUCAAUAACAUUCUUGAGAUAUCAGCUGAUAUACACAAGAAGUUGAAGAGCGAACAGAGCCGUUUGGCCAACACGGUGGAUGGUGCCGGGGAGUGGCGCAAGCUGGAGAACCUCCAACUAACUGACCUCGUACAGAGAAGACUGGAGUUUCUUCAGAAUCCUUCGGAUUGUGACAAGGCCAAACAAAUUUUAUGCAAACUGGUAGUUACGGAGUGUGGCUAUGGGUGCCAGUUGCAUCAUGUGACUUUCUGCCUUAUCAUGGCGUAUGCCACCCAGCGCACACUCAUCCUAAAGAGUGAGGGGUGGAGAUACGCGCCCAAGGGCUGGGAGUCUGUAUUCCUGCCAAUCAGCAAGACAUGCCGCUUCAAGAGCGAUAUGGCUGCUUCGCAAUGGGGACCAAAUUCUACGAUGGAUAAUUCACAAGUUAUCGAGCUUCCGCAGGUGGGUAAACUGUCUUGGCGCCCACAUUUUUUACCCCCAGCGAUACCAGAAGACAUAGCGGAUCACUUAACCUGUAUUCACGGCGACCCCGCGGCUUGGUGGGUCGGUCAGUUUGUGACCUACGUGACCAGACCAAACGCCAUGAUGCAGAAGUUCCUUAAUGAAGGCAAAGAAAAGCUGGGCUUUACCAAUCCUAUUGUUGGAGUGCAGGUGCGAAGGACAGACAAGCUCAUUUCGGAGGCCAAGUUUCACAGCGUUGAUGAAUACAUGCAUCAUGUCGUAGAAUGGUACGAUAUAUACGAGAAGAAGCAUCCCGGUGUCCAGCGUAAAGUGUACAUAGCUACCGAUGAUCCAGGGGUCUUGCAUGAGGCGAAAAAGAAUUAUCCGAACUACACCUUUGUGAGUGACAACGAGGUCUCAAAGAGUGCCGACAGGGGAAGUCGCUACACAGAUGCCUCCCUACGUGGCAUUAUUCUUGAUGUGUACCUGCUGUCGCGAUGUAAUUAUCUCGUCUGCACUUUCUCAUCAAAUGUCUGUAGAGCGGCAUACGAGCUGAUGCAGUCGCUGCAAGGAGAUGCAUCCGAGUGUUGUAAAUCGCUCGACCACACAUAUUCUUUCGAGGACGAUCAUCUUCACAGCUUUAUUGCAGUUGAGGAUCACCAGAGUCAACGCGAGGGAGAGAUCAGCUUCAACGCUGGGGACACGAUACGCCUGACGGACAACCAAUGGGAUGUGUAUUGCCAGGGUACAAACGUUAAAACGGGAAAGUCUGGUCUGUUUCCGUCGUACAAGACUGUGAAAAAAAUAGAACGUGUGAAGAUGAUUACAUACUCUGAAGUACCAGAUUCGUAAUGACAUAAUUAUGUGUCCAUCAUUUUAUAAUAAUCUAAGUUGUCUAUUGGUUUCUUCUCCUCUAGAUACGUAAAGGGCAAAUAAAACUGAAACUUAAUUUUCUGUCUUAAAAAUAUCAGUAAAUCUCAUUAAAAAUAUAUUUAUCUUACUCAAAAACCACUUAAGUGUGUUGAUAAAUAAUAUUUCUAUACUGUCUGCUUUCAUGUUAUUGUUUAACACAUAACGAUUAUAUUUGUAAACACCUAGAAGUAAAAUUUCAAUAUCUUUGCAUUUUGAUUUAACGAACAUUAAAGGGCUAUUUGUGUUUGUUCUU
Dreissena polymorpha is the source of this 2281-nucleotide messenger RNA. Its product is annotated as alpha-(1,6)-fucosyltransferase-like. Gene Ontology annotation, biological process: protein N-linked glycosylation. Gene Ontology annotation, molecular function: protein binding; alpha-(1->6)-fucosyltransferase activity. Bases 268 to 1968 code for a protein of 566 amino acids. NCBI's taxonomy places the organism in Eukaryota, Metazoa, Mollusca, Bivalvia, Myida, Dreissenidae. The transcript has 11 exons. The record is from RefSeq and is a predicted model, not a curated record.